Carassius carassius (crucian carp) is the source of this 2373-nucleotide messenger RNA. Its product is annotated as protein-serine O-palmitoleoyltransferase porcupine-like. The transcript is spliced from 13 exons. Gene Ontology annotation, biological process: Wnt protein secretion; lipid modification; canonical Wnt signaling pathway. NCBI's taxonomy places the organism in Eukaryota, Metazoa, Chordata, Actinopteri, Cypriniformes, Cyprinidae. Gene Ontology annotation, molecular function: Wnt-protein binding; palmitoleoyltransferase activity. Bases 98 to 1270 code for a protein of 390 amino acids. The record is from RefSeq and is a predicted model, not a curated record. Gene Ontology annotation, cellular component: membrane; endoplasmic reticulum.
AGCUGUAUUUCCUCUCUCAGGUCUGCCCUCUUUCCUGAAACACCUGAGUACAGUAGCAGGUGGUUUUUAUAGUCUUUACCUGUUCUUCGAGCUGCACAUGGUUUGGGUGGUGCUUCUCAGCCUCCUCUGCUACCUCAUCCUCUUCCUGUGUCGCCACUCGAGCAGCCGUGGACCCUUCCUGUCCAUCACAAUCCUUAUCUACCUCCUUCUGGGAGAGUUGCACAUGAUGGAUACAACAACCUGGCAUAAAAUGAGAGGUUCCCAGAUGGUAGUGGCCAUGAAGGCGGUUUCUCUUGCCUUUGACUUGGACAAAGGCAUAGUGGAGAAUUUUCCCUCUCCAGUGGAGUUUAUGGGCUACAUUUACUUUGUGGGGACAGUCAUCUUUGGGCCUUGGAUCAGCUUUAAUAGCUACAUAGAUGCGGUAGAGAGUCAAAAACUUAGCGUCUCCUGGUUUUUGAAGUCAGUCUUCAGCUGUGUGAAGAGCCAGCUCUGUCUGGUAAUUUCCAAUUGUAUUGCACCCUAUCUCUUUCCCUAUUUCAUCCCGGUCUUUGGAGACAAGCUGCUCCGCAAUAAGAAGCGAAAGAUGAGGGGCUCUAUUAAAAGGUGGCUACAGGCGUAUGAGAACACCCUGUCCUUCCAUUUCAGUAAUUACUUUGUGAGUUACCUUGGUGAGAUGACCACCACACUGGCAGGUGCAGGCUUCACAGAGGAAAAGGACAAUCUUAAGUGGGACUUGACAAUCGCUAAGCCUCUAAACGUGGAGUUUCCCAGGUCUAUGGUUGAAGUGGUCACUUCCUGGAACCUGCCCAUGUCCCGCUGGCUCAACACCUAUGUGUUUAGGAAGGCUCUCAUCUAUGGGAGCUUCACAGCCAUUAUCUUGACAUACACAGCGAGUGCCCUGCUACAUGGUCUAAGCUUCCACUUCGGGGCAGUAUUAUUUACACUAGGGUUCAUAACAUAUAUUGAACACGUGCUUAGGAAAAGAUUGUCAGUCAUUUUAAAUGCAUGUGUCCUAUCCAAGAGAUGCCCAUCAGACUGCAAACACCGACAUAAAAAGGAAUUUUGGGUAUAUUUAAUUAAUGGGGCCUUUAGCAUGUUAGCAGUACUACAUUUAACAUACCUGGGCUCAAUUUUUGGCUCCAGCACAGAUGACACGGAUUCUGAUGAGGACAGCAUGGCCAGCCACACCAUUGAGAAAUGGACACAGCUGAGCUGGACAAGCCAUUGGUUGACCUUUGGCCUUUGGGUCCUGUAUCGCCUUAUUCUUUGAAUACUGAUAACAACAUAGACAAGGAGAGAUUAUGAGAGAAUAGCAAUAACUGUGAUUGUAUAUUUUUGAUAUGGCUUUCCUGUAGAGGAAUUAUGGCCGUUUAUGGCAUCACUGUGAUCUCUGGAUGAACGUGACUGCAGAUCAGAGUCCUCAAAUCCAGGAAAAAGUGAUGUACAGGUAAUAUUGAUCCACUCCGCCAAAGCAUGAUUAAAAAAGUACCAGGAUAUUCUAAAGUUUUCUAAACUACCUUGAAUACAAAGAAGCAUCAAGACGUUUUUAAAAACCACAGCAAUCCUCAAGUGUGAAAAUUUACUUAUAGCCAUUGCUAAUGAAUUGAUCAAGAUUUUGAUAAGACAUCAUGUAGUUGUAGCUUGUUUUGUUUGAUGGUUUCAGAUGAUUACUUUUUAGGUUGAAAAGAAGAUAAAUAUUCUUAAUGCUUGUUACAGAAGCUCUAAAGUAAAAAAGCACAAAUCAAGUUUGGUUUGGUGCAUUUGUGCUGGUUUGUUUUUUUCCGGCCCACAAAUGGAGUAAUGACUUUGUUCAUUACAGUUGUCAUGUGUGACAAACAUGCCAUAAAACUUAUUUUAUAGUCAUAAGUUCAUCCUCAUAGGCCUCUGAAUGAACAUAUGACAUAGUUCACAUUCUCACUUUUGUAUGAAUUGUUGUAUGAAGUGGUGACUGCAAGUCUCUAGGAGACUUUGAAACCCUUUGAGACACUCAAAUGAGAAGUAUUGGUAGUAUUUGCUAGUUUCUUAUAUUAGAUUUUUUUAUGUAUUAACAGAAACAAGAAAUGGGAAAAGGAUAAAUUUACAGAUAGUGUGUAUUUGUUUUCAGUGUGUUUAUUUUAAUCUUUUUUAUUUUAUUACUGCUAUUUGGUAGUAAACAGUAUUUAUCAUCAUCAUCAUCACAUUGAAUUAGAUGGAUUGUUUUUUAGUGCCAAACAGAACAACAAUCAAUCAUCAACAGCUGAUUAAUUUCAGGUAUGUUUUUAUAUUACUUUUAAAUGGAUUUAUUUUGUUUAGACAUUCAACACACAACACAUUUUCCCCUGAAUCACCCUGCUGUUAAUCCAUCCCUAUACUUUUAUUAUCCUAGUGGAUAUU